Molecule: messenger RNA, 1200 nt
Organism: Cyclocybe aegerita
Lineage: Eukaryota; Fungi; Basidiomycota; Agaricomycetes; Agaricales; Hemipholiotaceae
Source: the annotation of a GenBank genome assembly
AUGCCGGUAUAUAACCUCGUCAGCCUCCUCCAUCUCUCUUCCCCAGGUCCGAACGCAGCAGCUUCCUCUUCCCCUUUCUUCCCUCCAUCGGCUCGUUGUUCCGCCUUUUGUCUUCUAUCACCUCAUUCCAAUUCCAAUAUGCUAUUCCCCAUUUCAAUUUUCUUUUCCUUGCUCUGUUUCCUUGCUCUUGUGGACGCCGCUGUUAUUUCAACACGGAAUCAAGAAGUGCCAACCAGCGGUGUUUUAGGGGAUGCAAAGCAUGGGCAAUGCAAGGAGCUCCUUCAACGAAGGGAAUGGAGGACGUUGGCCGAUACUGAGAAGAAGAGUUACAUCGAUGCCGUCAAGUGCCUGAUGGAGCGCCCGGCUCAGAAACCCGUUUUCCCCGAGGCUCAAUCUCGCUUUGACGAAUUCCAAGCCUACCACAUGUAUAUUGCAGAGAAGGUCCACACAGUGGGCCAAUUCCUUCCUUGGCACCGUCACUACCUACGAAGGUACGAACUGGCUUUGCAAUCUGAGUGUGGGUACAAGGGCGCAGCGCCUUACUGGGAUUGGGCACAAGAUUCGGAUGACGGGGCAGGUCUUCACACCUCACCUAUUUGGGACCCUAAGACAGGCUUCGGAGGCGACGGUGUACCAGGCACCUACUCCUUGCCCGCGGAUGCAAACUUCACCGCCAACCGCAUCUUCCCGAAUUCCUUUGUUGGGUGCGUCAAAGAUGGACCGUUCGCCAACCACAUCCUCCGCCUCGGGCCUGGCCAGUUACGUACAACCCAUUGUCUCGUCCGUGGUCUCAACGAGACCGACAAGCUGUACCUAAACUCCAAGGCUGUUGCGCGCACCCAAAGCCAACCCACUUUCGAACAAUUCCGUAUCGAAUUGGAGGGCGAGCCGAUCACGACUGACCACAGGCAACACGAUGGUGGGCACGACAUGAUUGGCGGCGAUAUGAGCAACUUUUACUCUAGUCCCGGAGAACCUCUUUUCUACCUGCACCACGCCAACCUGGACCGCAUCUGGUGGCAGUGGCAGCAAAUGCUCCCUUCGCGGCUGUACGAGAUCUCUGGACGCUCGACGACGACGCCUCCUUUCAAGAACGUCACACUCGACUUCAUCCUCCAAAUGGACAACCUCGCACCUUCUAUUCCCAUCCGCGACGUCAUGGACAUCCACAGUGCGCCGAAUUGCUAUACCUACGUUUGA